AUGUCCACACCUGCCCAAAGACGUCUUUUACGCGAUCUCAAACGCUUAAAAAAUGAUCCACCUACAGGCAUUUGCGGUGCUCCCAUUGAUGAUAAUGUUAUGGUGUGGAACGCUGUAAUCUUCGGCCCAGAGGAUACUGCAUACGAGGACGGAACUUUCAAGCUUCGACUUGAGUUUACUGAGGAAUACCCAAAUAAACCCCCUCGCGUUGUAUUUACUUCGAAAAUAUUUCACCCUAAUGUUUAUACUGACGGAAGCAUAUGUUUGGAUAUUCUAUCUAGCGCUUGGAGUCCCACCUACGAUGUACUUGCCAUCUUAACUUCAAUACAA
Protopolystoma xenopodis is the source of this 330-nucleotide messenger RNA. The record is from the annotation of a GenBank genome assembly. Lineage: Eukaryota; Metazoa; Platyhelminthes; Monogenea; Polystomatidea; Polystomatidae.